Molecule: messenger RNA, 2242 nt
Organism: Marchantia polymorpha subsp. ruderalis
Lineage: Eukaryota; Viridiplantae; Streptophyta; Marchantiopsida; Marchantiales; Marchantiaceae
Source: the annotation of a GenBank genome assembly
GGAUUUUCAGGUCCAUCCAGUACACCUAAGCAGCGCGGAAGAAGUGUUUAGGGUUCAUUAACUUCAUGGCAGUGGUCAAUUGUUCCGAAAUCGCCAAUCUGAAGCAGAAUUCUGGAUUGUGUGAAAGGCGGAUUCUGGACUUGGUCAUUCACAGAAACGAGAGAUCGAGAGAACGAGAAAGAGGAAAAUCGAUCACUUUAUAACACUCACGCAGACACAGGACUGAAGAAAAUUGUCACUCCAUUUUGCAAGAAUGAAGCUGGUGCGCAAAGAUUUCGUGAAGGAUGCUGCUGGCUUUGUCAAGCUUGUACCUGAAGAGCCGGAAGAUCUGUGGCAUGUUUAUAAUCUGAUUGCUCCAAACGACCAUAUCUCUGCCGUUACUGUCAGGAAGGUGAACAGGGAGACAUCUUCAGGUGGGAAUGAAGCUGAACGUGUACGUCUGAAAUUAGAAGUUAAAGUUGAGACAGUUGAGUACGAUAAUGUAGCGGCCGUGCUGCGUGUCCGCGGAAAGAAUAUGGCUGAAAACGAGCAUGUGCGGUUAGGUGCUUAUCAUACACUUGAAAUUGAUCAGCAGCGGCCCUUUGUUUUGACCAAGAGCAACUGGGAUUCAAUCGCAAUUGAUCUUCUGAAAGAAGCUUGUGAUCCAGCUGCAAGCGCCGAUGUAGCGGCAGUUAUUUUGCAAGAAGGUUUAGCCAAUAUCUGUCUUCUGGGUCAAAGUGUUACCACCACAAAAGCUCGCCUAGAAACUUCUAUUCCUCGCAAACGGGGUGCAGCAAUAGCCGGUUAUGACAAGGCUCUGAACAAAUUCUUUGAGAACGUGUUGCAGGGUGUCCUACGCCAUGUAGACUUCAGUAUCGUAAAAUGUCUAAUCAUAGCAAGCCCAGGUUUCACUAAGGAUCAGUUUUAUAACUACAUGAUGCUGGAGGCAUCGCGACGGGAGCUCCGAAAUAUCAUCGAAAACAAGUCAAAGAUUGUGCUGGCACACUCCUCAUCCGGUUAUAAACAUUCUUUAAAAGAGGUUCUUGCUGAACCAGCUGUCAUGGCACAAAUCAAAGAUACCAGGGCUGCAAAGGAGGUUAAGGUCAUGCAGGAUUUCUUCAGCAUGCUCUCUCAAGACUCUGCACGUGCCUUUUAUGGACCCAAGCAUGUAGAAGCUGCUCAGGAACGCAUUGCAAUUCAAACUCUUUUGAUUACUGAUGAGUUAUUUAGGUGUGCGGAUAUUCCGACGAGGCGUAGAUAUGUUGAUCUGGUUGAGUCUGUUAAGGAGAUGGGCGGUGAUGUACAUGUCUUCUCAUCUAUGCAUCCCUCGGGUGAACAGCUGGGUCAGUUGACAGGAAUUGCUGCAAUACUACGUUUUCCUCUACCGGAUCUUGAGGAUAUGGAAUUGUGAAAUCGAGAAAUUUUUCUUUCAACGUGCCAGAUAUUGCAUCAGUGAUGUAGGGAACAAUUUAGUUGCGCUGCUUUUACAUGUUUGAAGGUCAAGUUGGAGAUUUCUUGAUUACAUCAGCAAGGUUAUCAUUGAGCCGCGGUGUGGGAGUUUAUUAGACUGCUUGUGCAUAAUAUUUUUCUCAUACCUCGAAUUUUCGUCUAGACUUCCGUACUUGACUUUCGUAUCUUAUGGUGAUCAGUACAGCUGAAGCAUGCGAUACAAGAUCUGGACUUCAUUUCCAGUAUCUAUCCUCGUUAUGUUCAUAAAUUUGUAUUAAUGUGUAGCGAAAGCUUCCGGAGACCCUACCAGGUCGGGUAUUACGGGCGUAGAAUAGUUGAGACUCAGAUGUUUCCCGGUGACAUUCUCGGAAGUAGAAGUCAACCUGCUCAGUCAAAAGCCAUUUAUAUGCUUGGACUGUACGUUCAGGUGACGAUUCAAGUGCAUAGAAUUGGUGGAUAGCAUGUAUAAGAAUGACAUCCUUCACAUUUGUCUGUUCUUUGCCUGCACAAUACCCCUCAUUGAUACUUGAACUUUGUGCACAUUGAAGACGGGUGCAAUAGUGAAAUUUUACCUUUAUCCUAGCAGAUGCUGGGAAGAACUGUUCCCUGAUUAUGUAUGGCCACAUCUUCAUGUGAUGAAAAAUAUGGAAUGACGUCGUUUUAUUUCAAGUGAGUAAAAUCCACUCGGCAUCGGAUUGAACGUUGCAUCACGUACAGAUCUCAAUCCUGGAUUUACCAAAGAGUGAACGCCAAGCUCUUUAUCGGUCAUUAUUCUUCUUUCGUCAUUCUGUCCUACAGUACCAUAUUCUGACUG